AUGCCUUCAGCGAUAACUGUGGAGGACGGAGUAGCGCUAGGAGUUGUGGACAAACCAGAAGUCUCUUCUGAGGAAGAGCGGCUACUGGUUCUUAUGUUUGAUGUUCCUCUAUCAGUUUCGGUGGUGCCGGAUGCUGCGCUUGUUGUCUGCUGGUCACCUGAUUCAGGAAUUGUUACUUCUAACGAAGAUGUGCUGGUAGUGCUGCCCAUGGAUACUUCUGACGUGGUGCUACCUGCUCCUGCAACGCCACCCGUGGAAGAAGAAGUGCUGGCAGUGCUUGUCUCUGAUAACGCAACUGAUGGGGAGCUUCCUUUCUCUCCAAUCCUAUUCGGACUAGAAGUUAUUGUGACUUCUGAAGAAGAUGGUAGUGUAGUUCUGAUCUCCAUUUUAGACGGAGAGCUACCUAUCCCUUCAGUGCCCUUCGUGGGAGACGUCGUGCUGGUGGCGUUGGUUCGCGAUGAAACGUCUGGCGGAGUGGAAGCUAUCGCCUCCACGCUGCUGGAACUUGAAGAGAUGGUCACUUCUGAAGAAGGCGUGCUGCUUAUUGUGCUUUGUGAUAGCGUACUGGGAGUCGCGGUAACUUCAGGCAUCGGACUACUUGUUCUUUUAGCUCCCAUUAUUUCAGUAGUGACGGUAGCUGUUGCUGGAGUAGCGCUAGGAGAUGUUGUAACAUCUGAAGAUGCUAUACUGGUAGUGCUAUCCCCUGGCAAAGUGCUCUCUAUUUUUUCGGUGCUGCUAAGGCUGGGAGCGGUUACUUCUGGAGAAGGCUUGCCAGUAAUUUCUUCUGUAGUUGUUCCAGCUAUCUCUUCUACUUUUCCGGAAGAAGUGCUGGUGAUUCCAGUGCUGGAUGACAUACUGACUGUUAUUUUUGCAACUGAAGGAGUUGAAGCUGUCGCCUCAGAGCUUUCCCGACCUUUGGUGCUUAGAGAAGGCGAGCUGGUUUCUGCAAUUUCGGCGGUUGUUCCUUUUCCGCUAGCUGUAACAGGAGGAACUCUGAACUCUGUAGAUGGUGCACUGGUUCUUGCUUGUGAUGAAGUGCUAGUUGUGAGACUGUCGGUUAUUUCUAUCCCAGUGCUACUUGUUUCUUCACCGCUACUUGUUCCAGUAGUAAGAGUGACCUCUGUAGAGGGUGUGCUGGUCACUUUCGUCAUUUUGGAAGUUGCGCCAGUUUUUCCUUCAGCGCUACCUGUGCUAGGAGUAAUUGUAACUUCAGAACUGGAUGCGCCAGUGGUUUUGGUCUCAAAUGGUAAUUCCGACGCUGGGCUGGAUUUGGCUUCAAUGCUACUUGGACUCGUCGUGAUAGAUACUUCUGGGGUAGAUGUGCUAGUGAUUUUGGUCUCCGCUGACACUUCUGAUAUUGUGCUUACUGUUUCUUUAGAACUAGGAGUAGUAACUUCUGACAGUGUCGUGCUACCUGUCCCCUCAACGCUACCUUGGCUAGGCGUGACACCUGUCUCUUCAGCGCCACUU
Molecule: messenger RNA, 1470 nt
Organism: Strongylus vulgaris
Lineage: Eukaryota; Metazoa; Nematoda; Chromadorea; Rhabditida; Strongylidae
Source: the annotation of a GenBank genome assembly